CAUUCCACAAAAAAUUCAUGCAUGGUCAUAGACGAGAUUAUCGACAGAAAAGAAACGAACAUGAUUAUUCUUGUUUUGUUUCAUGAUAUUAUUAUUUAGCCCAAUUCAUAUAUAACUCUUCUACACCGGAACUCCCCAUCCCUGUCUGUAUUUUCGCUGGAAGAACAGAGAAAUGGAAGCUCAUGCACAGGCCAAUCGCCGCAUUGCAACAAUCACGAAUCAGCUUCUGCCUCCUAGUUUCCAGGAAGGAGGUGAUGUUCAUCUGAAGAGAGUUGAUUGCAGAGCGAAAGGUGGGUCCCCUGGAUUCAGAGUUGCUAUCUUAGGUGCUGCUGGGGGAAUUGGCCAACCCCUUGCUUUGCUGAUGAAGAUGAACCCACUAGUUUCAGUUCUUCAUCUUUACGAUGUUGUAAACGCCCCUGGUGUCACGGCUGAUGUUAGUCACAUGGACACUGGAGCUGUGGUGCGUGGCUUCUUGGGCCAACCACAGCUUGAGAGUGCGCUCACUGGCAUGGAUUUGGUGAUUAUACCAGCUGGUGUUCCUAGGAAACCCGGAAUGACAAGGGAUGAUUUGUUUAAAAUAAAUGCUGGAAUUGUGAGGACUCUUUGUGAAGGAAUUGCCAAGUGCUGUCCCAAUGCUAUUGUCAACUUGAUUAGCAAUCCAGUGAACUCCACUGUCGCGAUUGCUGCAGAAGUUUUUAAGAAAGCUGGCACAUAUGAUCCAAAGCGGCUACUCGGUGUUACAACUCUUGAUGUUGUGAGGGCAAACACUUUUGUGGCAGAGGUACUGGGUCUUGAUCCUCGAGAGGUUGAUGUUCCUGUUGUGGGAGGUCAUGCAGGAGUCACAAUAUUGCCUCUGUUGUCACAGGUUAAGCCUCCUAGUAGCUUCAGUCCUGAGGAAGUUGAUUACCUUACCAACCGCAUCCAAAAUGGUGGAACAGAAGUUGUUGAGGCAAAGGCUGGGGCUGGUUCUGCUACUCUAUCAAUGGCAUAUGCCGCUGCCAAGUUUGCUGGCGCAUGUCUUCGAGGCUUGAAAGGAGAAGCCGGAGUGGUAGAGUGUGCUUUUGUUGCUUCUCAGGUUACGGAACUCCCCUUUUUCGCAACCAAGGUACGUAUUGGCCGUGCCGGAGCAGAGGAAGUUUAUCAACUUGGUCCCCUGAAUGAGUACGAAAGGAUGGGCUUAGAGAAAGCAAAGAAAGAGUUGGCAGGAAGCAUCCAGAAAGGGAUUGACUUCAUCAGAGGUUAAAUGAGAGGUCAGGAGUUGGCUGGUUUUCGUAUCAACGACAACGACCUUGUGAAAUAAUAAUAAUCCCCCUGUUCAUAUUAGAUUUUUCUCGAUCCUCCUCGUGUAUUUUCGGUUUUACCAAUCGUAUGAAAUUUGAGCAUACUGGAAAACCAUAUUGUAAGUUCAGCAGGCGAUCUGAACUUCGGAUUCAACACAAUGAACUAUCUAUAUUAAUUUCGUACAAUUUACAUCCGAAAUAAAGUGCACAACUGUAGAUGUAAGGUCU
Messenger RNA from Neltuma alba, 1508 nucleotides. RefSeq names its product malate dehydrogenase 2, peroxisomal. The coding region runs from base 173 to 1243 and encodes 356 amino acids. Gene Ontology annotation, molecular function: L-malate dehydrogenase (NAD+) activity. The record is from RefSeq and is a predicted model, not a curated record. Gene Ontology annotation, cellular component: cytoplasm; chloroplast. Lineage: Eukaryota; Viridiplantae; Streptophyta; Magnoliopsida; Fabales; Fabaceae. The transcript is spliced from 9 exons. Gene Ontology annotation, biological process: malate metabolic process; tricarboxylic acid cycle.